AUGAUGUUUGAUCCAUUAUUUUACUUAAUGAGAACCUUAUUAUAUUUGAGAGUUGUUCAAUGGUUAUGGAUUAGGCUUCAUAUUGCUUUGGGGUUUUACUUCAAGUGCUGCACGGUGGUCUGGUGUGAUCUUGGUCCUGUGGAUGGACUCGGCUUGACAGGGAUGUCAAGCAUUAAAGGACAAAAUUGUAAGACCUUUGGGUCAAAUCGGAUAAUACCUAGCAGAUUGGGUCCGGGUUCCACAAAUAUGCUAUACGGUGGGACCGUGAGAGUCUCUAAGUGCUACACGGUGGUUUGGUGUAAUCUUGGUCCUGUUGAUAGAUUCGGCUUGACAGGGACAUCAAGAAUUAAAGGCGCUCUAAGUGAUACGAGGAACCUCCAAUCAUUUGAUGUUUCAAGCAACAAUAUAGCUGGAAAGAUACCAAAGAGCCUGAGCAAUUCCUUUAACAACUUUGAAGGAAUGAUUCCCUCUGGUGGCAUAUUCAAUUCUGCCACAAAUAUGUCAUUCUUAGGCAAUCCGCGUCUACGUGGAGCAGCUUCUAGGAGGCCGAUAUGCCCUCAAAAGAAACACUGGUUUCGAUCACCUAUGUUAUUGAUUAUUCUUAUCAUAGUCAUACUUGUUUCAGUGCUCUUAUCAGCCCUAGGCUGUGUGAUUUUAAUCUGCCGCAUUAAACUAAAGGUUUCUUCCAGGAAAACUGAAAGAUCAAGAAAACCUCCAACACCAGAAAUAAGGCACAAUUUCCCCAGAAUCACUUGCAAGGAACUGUCAGAAGCCACUAGAGGAUUUUAUGACCAUAACCUAAUUGGGACAGGUAGCUAUGGACGUGUUUACAGAGGAGUUCUUCAAGAUGGGACAAGCAUUGCUGUAAAGGUGUUACAUUUGCAGUCUGAAAAUUCAACCAAAAGUUACAACAGAGAAUGCCAAGUUCUGAAGAGCGUUAGACACCGAAACCUUAUCCGAAUUAUAGCAGUGCGUAGUUUACCCGAUUUCAAGGCUUUGGUUCUUCCUUAUAUGGCAAAUGGAAGCUUUGAUAGCCGUCUCUAUCCGCAUUCUGAGUCAGGUUUGAGUUCAGGAUCUUCAGAUUUGAGUCUAACUCAGAAAGUUAGCAUUUGCAGUGACAUUGCUGAAGGGAUGGCCUAUCUGCAUCACCAUUCCCCGGUUAGAGUCAUACACUGUGAUCUAAACCGGAGCAAUAUUCUUCUAAAUGAUGAUAUGACAGCAUUGGUUUCGGACUUUGGGAUUGCAAGGCUAGUUAUGGCAGUAGGAGCUGGCAAUGGAAGUGGGGCUACUGAAAACAUGGGAAAUUCUACUCCAAAUAUGUUAGCCGGAUCCAUUGGUUACAUUGCACCAGGUAAUCCUCCUUUGUGUCUCUAGUGCAUCAUCAUCUGUAUUCUCUGACAUUAACAACUUUAAGUCAUUUUCAGUAAUGUAAACAAAUUGUAUUUUUAUCCCAAAUCUUCAAAUCAUUUCAUCAAAAAACUACAACAAAAACAUCAAAAUGGCACACUUAUCAGAUGCGUAUGCCUUGCUAAGCCUUGAUUCAUGCCAAAUUAUCAGUUUUACACAUGAUUCGCUUAUCAGUGUCAUUAUUGUAGAUAUUGGACUUUCAUUCUGUAUUUUUACGCAGAAAAACUAUUCAGUCUUUUCAGGGAGGUUUGCUUCUUUUUUCUUUAAUGAUGCCUUAAAUUCAAAACAAUACAUAUUAAUUCAGUCAACUUUAUGCUGCAGAGUAUGGAUUGGGAUCUAACACAUCUAUCAAGGGAGAUGCAUACAGCUUUGGAGUUGUAGUUCUUGAGACGGUGAGUAGAAAACGACCAACUGAUGACAUAUUUGUUGGUGGUUUAAGCCUGCACAGAUGGGUGAAGAGACACCACUUUGGAAGGGUAGAAAAAGUGGUUGACUCAUCUAUGAUCAGAGCUUUAAGGGAUCAAUCCCCGAAAGUGAAAAGAAUGUGGGAAGUUGCAAUUGGAGAAUUGAUUGAAUUAGGUAUUCUGUGCACGCAGGAAACUCCCUCUACUAGGCCCACCAUGCUUGAUGCUGCUGAUGACCUGGAUCGCCUUAAAAGAUACCUUAGCGGGGAUACUGCUAUGAUAUUCGCCUCUCCUCUGCGAAUAUCUUCUUCCACUCUCGGUG
Molecule: messenger RNA, 2133 nt
Organism: Durio zibethinus
Lineage: Eukaryota; Viridiplantae; Streptophyta; Magnoliopsida; Malvales; Malvaceae
Source: RefSeq, a predicted model, not a curated record